UUAAACAGCAGAUGUUUUACACUGCGGCCGUUACCCUCAUUUCCUGGGCGGAGAGCUCCUCGCUCUAUUAGACGAGUAACAGGAACCAGAUAAAAAAAGAAGAGUUAGAGGGAGAGAGAGAGAAAGAAGCAGAGCGAGUGAGUGCUAGAGAAAAGUUAGCUGAGCUCAGAGCUCCCACAAAUUACUUUGUCACCAGCAAGCUCUGACAAGCACCGGGAGAGAGGGAGCGUACAGGGAGAAAGGGAGAGAGGCAGGGAGUUAAAUAGAGGUGCAAAUAGGGAGUUGUAUCAGAAGGGACUCAAGAGGGAAGGUGUGAAGGAGUUGCAGAGGGCAUAAACGAGGUGAUACCGAUGGAUGGGCAGAGGGAAGCGAGGACAGAGACGAGACUACAAUCCGAUUCCCAAAACAGCGUGAGCUAAGAGGAACUGUUACUUCUGCUACUGCUGUCGUUACUGCUCCUGUCUGGAUGGUACACUCAUUUAAAAAGAAGGUGUGUCAAACCGAAAUUUUGUUACCGGAGGACAGUUGUAAAGGGGGCUUGAUAACAAUUAGAACAGUGGAAAAAGAAAACAGUAGACUUUCCUACAACAGCGUUUGAUUGACAGUGAGAGAGUUUUGCUGUGUUUUUAUCUGAUAGCAUCCCUAUUUGAGCUGUUUUCAUCUCAGGCUUGAUACACAGAGAGCAUACACUAUCAUAGUACUGUAUUUGAGAAUGACAGUUACAGAAACAGCUGCUCUCUGUGUGAAGUAGACAUGAGUCGGACGUGUUGAAAGCAAUUUCGGGUGAACUGCAGUUAUACACAGAUCACAUGCUGUUAUUGCUAAAAAGAGGUAGUCAGAGCGGACAGCGAUACAAGUUUAUCAGAUGUUUUUCUGUAGGGACAUUUCUUUAUGGCUUGACUGCGUAGGUUUGUGACUGGUAUAGAAUAAGUUUGUGAAAGUGAUUUCCCUGCACCACGGAUAUUUGAUUAGCUCUGGGCUGACUCAAAACCCCUGAGAAUUUUAUCUGAGCUGUAAAGGAAGCCAGAGGUCAUCUGAUCAAACUUCAAAAACAGAGACAUAGGAAGGUAAUUUUUUCACUUUAAGCAACAUAAGGACAUAUUAGAGACAUUUAGAGAGGGCUUAUUUGACAUUACAUCCAUGUACAGAAUAGUCCUGAAUGAUCUGUGAAGAGACCUGGGUCAAGGAAGACAGGAAGCAGUGUCAGCUGAAAAGCCUUAGACUCAAAGCCUGCGGCUGCUCUCUGUGUGCAUGUUUGGCUGGGCUCUGUUAGCAUCUGACAGCUACGCUUUGGACUCACAUCAGCAUCUGGGACGUCAUUGUGUUUUCUGUGUGGCUGAGUCAGAGGCUGGCUCAUCACUCGGUGUCUGUCUGCCCACUCGGAUUCUCUCAACCUGCUUCUAUGCAAAGAAGACACAAGUGUUAGGUGGUUUUCACAGCAGCAGCGACAGUGGUGGCACCAGUAGUCUUGAACUUUCAGGACUCUCCACACUGCUUUAAUUGUUCUGCAGUGUGUAAACACCUUGCGUCACUCACACCUCUCUACAGAGUGAUUCACUGUUCCCUAAGCAUCCCUGUUUGGAGGCAGGCAGUGAAAGAAAAGGUGAGGGAGGAUUUGCUGAGAGCCAAAGCACAUAAGUGGUUGCAAACAGUCAGGUUGGCACCAUGAAGCUGGCAUUCUUGAUGCUCAUGGUUGUGUACACGGUGGGCAAUGUAAGCGGUAUGUCCACAUGUAAGACACUGGACCUGGAGAUGGUGAAGAAAAAGCGCAUUGAGGCCAUUAGGAGCCAGAUCCUUAGCAAACUGCGUUUGCCAAAAGAGCCUGAGCAGGAUCAGGCAGGAGAUGAGGAGGAGAUCCCUACCACCCUGCUGUCCCUCUACAACAGCACCAAGGAGAUGCUGAAGGAGCAGCAGACUGAAGUCCAGACAGACAUCUCCACAGAACAGGAGGAGGAGGAGUACUUCGCCAAGGUGCUGCACAAGUUCAACAUGACCAGAAAAAAUAACACAGAGAACACCAAGACCUCCAAAAGCAUCCCGAUGUACUUCAACAUCUCUGAGAUACGGGAAAGUGUGGGGGAUUACCGCCUGCUGACCAGUGCGGAGCUACGGAUGCUCAUCAAGCAAACCACGAUACUGUCUGAGCAGCGGGUGGAGCUGUACCAGGGUCUGGGGCCCUCGGCCCGCUACCUCGCUUCCCGCUUCAUCACUAAUCAGUGGAAAGACAAAUGGCUGUCCUUUGAUGUCACUGAGACCCUGCAGAACUGGCUCAAAGGGACUGCGGAUGAGCAGGGUUUCCAACUUCGGCUGUUCUGUGAAUGCAGCCAGACGACUUUUGAGAGUGGCUUCAGUUUUUCCAUUUCUGGGAUCGCAAGUGGUAGGGGAGACACAAGACUCUUACAAUUGAUGACGCAGCAACCACCCUACAUCCUGACCAUGUCCAUCCCUCAAAACAACAGCAGCCACUUCACCUCACGCAAAAAACGCUCCACAGAGACGAAGGACACCUGUACAGCCCAGACAGAGACCUGCUGCGUGCGGAGCUUGUACAUUGACUUCAGGAAAGAUCUGGGCUGGAAGUGGAUACAUAGGCCGACGGGCUACCAUGCCAACUACUGCAUGGGGUCCUGCACCUACAUCUGGAAUGCUGAAAACAAAUAUUCUCAGAUUUUGGCCCUGUAUAAGCACCACAACCCAGGAGCCUCUGCCCAGCCCUGCUGUGUUCCCCAGGCACUGGAGCCACUGCCAAUCCUCUAUUAUGUGGGCAGGCAACACAAGGUGGAGCAGCUGUCCAAUAUGAUUGUGAAGUCCUGCAAGUGUAGCUAAAAAUACAACAUGGCGCACUGCUCUGCCUCGCCUCAAACAUAUACGGAGAUGGAAGAAUUUGUGUGAGACCACAGAGAGGAGCAUGUGAAAGAGAUAAAGAGGACGAGACUAAUGUGGACAAGGGGAACAAAAUAUUUUUAAAGUCAUCAGGAUCUUUGUGGUCCACCUUUCCUCUUGUGAGCGCUGCCAUUAUCAUGUUGAACGCACAUCAAACAAUGGACUUCUUUAUAUAGAUAUUAUAGAUCAUAUUUUCUAUGUGUAUAUACUUUUUCCCUUGCAGCAGUAAAAAUAUCUGUCUUGAAAUGAAUUAAUUUAUUUGUUGGAGGGACAGAUCUGUAAAGACGUGAUAUACAUGUAUACAAGUGUGUCAGUUUGACAUGGAAAAUGAUUCAAAUGAUUGAACAUAAACAAAAAAAUGUGGAUUAAGGAUGCCGAAGGACAUGAGGACCAAAAUGACCUUGAUGGAAGAACACUUUUGGUUUCACAGAUGAUUGUCUGGGACAUUUCUGUUUGCCAUAUCUUCCUAAAGAGGUCAUAGUUAAAGGUGCUAAAUCUGGAAAACAGUGGUUGUUGGGGUUUCCCUGGAAGAUAAUGCCACAGGUGUUUUUGGAGAGAGUUACACCGUAAAGGACAGCAAACAACCACAGGGACAGUCCAACCUGGGGAAACUCCAUCUGACUGAGGCUGGAGUUGUCGGCCAGCUGAGCGACACUUCACAGGAACCGUCCAUCAGUUUUACUUUGCUUUGUUUGUUUUUUCAACCCAUGUGAUUUAUACAAUGCCUUUUUUUGUCACUAUGUUCGUGUUCAUUAUUGAAUGUCAGCUUGUCCUUAUGAAGCCACCCUUGCUGUCAAAGCCAUGAGUAAUAUCAGUGGUUGUGAGAGUGAUGACACCAUGUUUUUCUCCCUCUCGGGAUUUACAGUCAGCUUGUUGUCUUUAGAUGGUGAGGGUCAGGGGAUGUGGUUGUGGUGUUGGUUUUAGGGAAGACAUUCAGACUUAAUACACACAUUUGCUGUUUCUUUUAAUCGCCAUAGUAAAUUAGGGGCAAUGUAUUGCCUUUUAUUUCAGGGCAAGUUUUGACUUUCAUCUGAAGUGUGAUGCGUUUUGCACAACUCAACAAUUAAUUCAGCUUCUGUGAUGUGUUUUAGGAAUAAAACCAACACCUUUUUUUCAGUUUACCAUAUUUUUAUAAUGCACUUACCAUUUGAAAUUUGCAUUUGUAAAUAUUUAAAAAAAAAUUGAAAUAAACAUUGAUGUUAAAUUAU
Messenger RNA from Siniperca chuatsi (mandarin fish), 4091 nucleotides. RefSeq names its product transforming growth factor, beta 1a (gene tgfb1a). Gene Ontology annotation, molecular function: type II transforming growth factor beta receptor binding; type III transforming growth factor beta receptor binding; cytokine activity. NCBI's taxonomy places the organism in Eukaryota, Metazoa, Chordata, Actinopteri, Centrarchiformes, Sinipercidae. The record is from RefSeq and is a predicted model, not a curated record. The coding region runs from base 1666 to 2826 and encodes 386 amino acids. The transcript is spliced from 6 exons. Gene Ontology annotation, cellular component: extracellular region. Gene Ontology annotation, biological process: regulation of cell population proliferation; SMAD protein signal transduction; transforming growth factor beta receptor signaling pathway.